Messenger RNA from Apodemus sylvaticus (European woodmouse), 5870 nucleotides. Its product is annotated as NACHT, LRR and PYD domains-containing protein 1a-like. Gene Ontology annotation, molecular function: protein binding. The transcript has 14 exons. NCBI's taxonomy places the organism in Eukaryota, Metazoa, Chordata, Mammalia, Rodentia, Muridae. Gene Ontology annotation, cellular component: canonical inflammasome complex. Gene Ontology annotation, biological process: innate immune response; inflammatory response; regulation of apoptotic process. The record is from RefSeq and is a predicted model, not a curated record. Bases 147 to 3926 code for a protein of 1259 amino acids.
UGAAAAUAGCCCAGCAUCUCUUUCACUUUUGAAGAACAGUUUCCUACCUGAGGAGCCUUGUCCAAGAACACAAACUCCAGUGGGCCCCGUGGAAGAGUAGGGUCUCCUCUAUCAUUUCUGAUCAAACACCCAUUCCCAGAGCAGAAAUGUCUGGCAGAGAUAAAACUCCGCUGAUCUCCAGUGUGCAACAACAGAAGUACGCCUUGAAGCAAUCAGAGCACAAACUUCUCAAAGAAGAAGGUUAUCUUCUAUCUGAUGGCUCUAUCACCAUAGAAGAAUAUCAAUGCACGCAGGAAAGUAAGACAAAGGUGGUUCAGCAUGAGGGUCAACAGGACUUGUGCUACACCUUCAAAAUAAAUAAACAUAUGGCAGUAAAUCUGGUGAAGCACAGACCCAAGCCAGAUAAGCACAAGAUGCUAGGGGCCAUUCCAGAAGUAUAUAUAAAGCAAGUAGAAGAGACUUUUUACCACACACAGUCAUUUAAAAGGGAGAAUUUGUUCCAAAACUUCACAAGCCUACUACUCUUUGAAAAAUUGUGCCAAAGAGACUCAGAGAACUUGGUCAGAAAAAGCCAGCAUCCAUGUGGACCAGAGGAAGAAGGACAUAUGAUUGAGAUCCAAGACUUAUUUGGCCCAAACAUAGGUACUCAGAAAGAGCCUCAAUUAGUCAUAAUAGAGGGGGCUGCUGGGAUUGGGAAGUCAACACUGGCCAGGCAGGUGAGGAGAGCCUGGAAGGAAGGCCAGCUCUACAGGGAUCGCUUUGAGCAUGUCUUCUUCUUCAGCUGCAGAGAGUUGGCCCAGCACAAACAGCUGAGUCUGGCUGAGCUCAUAGCACAAGGCCAGGAAGUGCCCACUGCUCCCAUCAGUCAGAUCCUGUCUCACCCUGAGAAGCUGCUCUUCAUCCUGGAUGGCAUAGAUGAGCCAGCAUGGGUCUUGAUGGACCAGAAUCCUGAGCUAUGUCUGCACUGGAGUCAAACCCAGCCUGUGCACACACUGCUGGGCAGUUUGCUUGGGAAAUCCAUUCUUCCUGUGGCCUCCUUCCUGCUCACAGCUCGGGACACAGCUCUACAGAAGAUUAUUCCUUCCUUGGGUCAGCCACGUCGGGUGAAAGUCCUGGGCUUCUCUGAAUUUAAACGGAAGGAAUACUUCUACAAAUAUUUUGCAGAAAGAGAUGCAAUUAGAGCUUUUAGUUUGGUUCAGUCAAAGCCAGUGCUCCUGACCCUGUGUGAGGUUCCCUGGGUGUGCUGGCUGGUCUGCACUUGCCUGAAAAUGCAGAUGGAGCAGGGUAGAAACCUCUCACUAACCUCACAGACCACCACAGCCCUCUGCCUGAAAUACCUUUCCCUGACAAUUCCCAGUCAGCUCAUGAGGACCCAUCUCAAAGCCCUUUGCUCACUGGCUGCUGAGGGGAUCUGCCAAAGAAAGGCCCUGUUCAGUGAAAGCGACCUCUGUAAGCAAAGGUUAACAAAGAAUGCCAUUGACACUUUCCUGAAGAUCGGUGUCCUUCAAAAGCAGCCCAGCUCUCUGAGCUACAGCUUUGCCCACUUGUGUCUCCAGGAGUUCUUUGCUGCAAUCUGUUACCUCUUGGAGAAUGGGAAGAAAAGUCAUGGUGAUAAGGAAAACAUUAGAAUUUUGAAAACACUGAAAGAAGUGUAUGGGAGACAUACACUAUGUGAGGCACCCACUGUGCGCUUUCUAUUUGGUCUUUUGAAUAAACAGAGAAAGAGAGAAGCCUUUGCCCGAGAGCUGUCUUGUAAGACAACAUUGGAGCUUCUAUGGAGCAUCAUAGGGGACCCACCCUAUCAACUACACCAUCUGGGUUUGCUCCACUGUCUAUAUGAGAGUCAGGAAGAGCAGCUCCUGACACAGGUGAUGCAUAAUUUUCACUUAACAGUGCCUGACCCAAACUCCAUGGAAGCCACAGUGUCCCAGUCAAAUAUGAAUCACCUGGUGGUACAGACAGACAUGGAGCUCAUGGUGGUCACUUUCUGCAUUAAGUUCUGCUGUCAUGUGAGGAGUCUUCAGCUGAAUAGGAAAAGGCAGCAGGGACAUGAGUUGACAGCCCACAGGAUGGUUCUGUGCAGGUGGACCCCAAUCACGGAUGCCAGUUGGAAGAUUUUCUUCUGUAAACUUAAACUCACCAGAAACCUGGAGGAACUGGACAUCAGUGGAAAUCCACUGAGCUACUCUGUAGUACACAGUCUUUGUAAGGCCCUGAGACACCCUGUCUUCCAACUAAAGGCCUUGUGGCUUGUUGACUGUGGCCUCACAUCCAGAUACUGCUCACUCCUGGCCUCAGUGCUCAGUGCCCGCUCCAGCCUGACUGAGCUAAACCUGCAGCUGAAUGACCUGGGUGACGAUGGUGUGAUAGUGCUGUGUGAGGGGCUCAGGAAUAGAGCCUGCAACCUCAAAAUCCUACGGUUGGACCUGUCCUCUCUCAGUGACCAGGUGAUUACAGAGCUCAGGGCCCUGAAGGCAGAGAAUCCAAAGCUGCACAUCUACAGCAUAUGGGAGCCACAUAUGAUGGUCCCUUCUACAAACAUGGAUAAAGAAGUGAGUGAUAACCCAGCCUUACUGAAGCAGCAGAGACAGCAGUCAGGAGACAAACACAUGGAACUUCUGGGGACUGAUGAUGACUUCUGGGGCCCUACAGGACCUGUGGCUACUGAGGUGGUUGACAUAGAGAGGAACCUGUACCGAGUGCAGUUGCCCGUGGCUGGUUCCUACCACUGUCCCAGCACAGGACUCCACUUUGUGGUGACAAGAGCAGUGACAAUCGAGAUUGAAUUCUGUGCCUGGAGCCAAUACCUGGAGAAGACUCCCUUUCAACAGAGUCUCAUGGUGGCUGGACCUCUGUUUGACAUCAAGGCUGAGCAAGGAGCUGUGACUACAGUCUACCUCCCUCAUUUUGUGUCACUCCAAGGUAACCAAGAGGAAACAGUGGACACCUCCUUGUUCCGUGUUGCCCACUUUCAAGAACAUGGGAUGGUCCUAGAAAUGCCAGCCAGGGUGGAACAGCAUUAUGCAGUACUGGAAAACCCAAGCUUCUCCCCAAUGGGAGUUCUACUGAGACUGAUUCCUGCUGUUGGACACUUCAUCCCCAUCACCUCCAUCACACUGAUCUACUAUCACCUCUAUCUCGAGGACGUCACCUUUCACCUUUACCUGGUCCCCAAUGACUGCACUAUUCGGAAGGCCAUUGAUGAUGAAGAAAUGAAGUUUCAAUUUGUGCGCAUAAACAAGCCACCACCAGUAGAUGCUCUUUAUGUUGGUUCCCGCUAUAUUGUGUCUGGCACCAAAACGGUGGAAAUUAUCCCUAAGGAACUGGAGCUGUGCUACCGAAGUCCUGGGGAAUCCCAGCUCUUCUCUGAGAUCUGCGUUGGACACAUGGAUUCAGAGAUUAAGCUGCAACUCAGAGACAAGAGGCACAUGAAUCUCAUAUGGGAGGCCUUGCUGAAACCAGGAGACCUCAGACCCACACUGCCCAGGAUUGCUCCAGCCCCCAAAGGAAGAAGGAGAGCCAGGAGUGCAGAAGAAAAGAGCAGUUACAGGAAGAGAGCAAGAAGUGGGCAGCCAGUCAGAGACCCCCAAGGAGCAUUUCUUUGCUCAGUGCCUUCCUCAUCUUCACCCUUAAAUGCUCCUUCCUUGCUACACUUCAUGGACGAGCAUCGGGAGCAGCUGGUGGCCCGAGUGACAUCAGUGGACCCUCUCUUGGACAAGCUGCAUAGUCAGGUGCUGAGUGAAGAUUCCUAUGAGGCAGUACGGGCUGAGACCACAAACCAAGACAAGAUGAGGAAGCUCUUCAGCCUCAGCCGGUCCUGGAGUCAAGCCUGCAAAGACCAAUUCUACCAAGCUCUGAAGGAGACCCAUCCUCACCUCAUCAUGGACCUCCUUGAAAAGUCGGGCGGGGUCUCUUCGGGAUCCUGACAUCACUGAGCACUCUCCCUAGAGUCCUGAUCUACCUUAACUUCCUUAGGGCCUUAGUUUCUCCAUCUGUAACCAGUGGCCAUGUGAGUGUCCUUUUCUGAUAGCACUGUUUCCAGAACACCUCUUGGGGAUCCAAAUGUUCCUCCUUGGAUUCCUCAGCCAGAUGGUCGUGUGAGUUGAAUAUCUCAAGAAACAUCCAGUGGUGCCAAUAAGUCUAUUCACAUCUUGUCCAGCCUGCUGUGAUGGUCAGAGUGGCCAGCCUCAAGCCAAACUGACCCUCUAUAAUACAAGCAGGAUGGGGAUCCUGAGAAUGGAAGCAAAGAGAUGAGAGUUCCCCCUGAAAAGUGAAUGUCUCAUGAAUAGGAAAGGAACGAGGCUUUUAAAAUGCAUGUUAUCUGGUCAAACAGAGAUGUAGGGAAGUCACAGGAUGCAACAUGGGACUUGCCACCAGAAACACCUCAGAUUCAGUGCACAUUGUGAAUUUAUCUUGGGCAGUUACCUAUGCACAAGCCUUCUGUCCUUGUGAUGAAUUUGCAAGCCUCACAUUUGGUCACAUCAUUCCAUAUGAAGGUGUGACUCACGACUACAAGGCUUUUCCCUCUGGAUCACACUCUGCAUCCCUCCCUGCCAGGCCCAUGGACAGAGCAGUUAGCCAACUUCUCAGUGUCCCCAUCUUUCUUCAUGACUCUGUGGAUCUCUGUGCCUGCUUCUCUCUCUCUCUCUUUUGAAAUGCAGAAUGUUCUCAUUCUAACUCCUGCUCUUGCUAGAUCACAAGCGUGCAGCUUCAGUCCAGACAUCUUACCCAAAAUCCUCCAGGAUUUUAUUGGAUAUUUCCAAGUUUUGAUCUCCUUUCUGUGAUACUGACAUCAUCAGUAAUUUAGAAAUAUCUUAAACUAAAUAAAUAAGUCAAUGACAGAUAAAGCCAAGAUUCUUAAAUGUUUUUGACAGAUAGGACACAUUGGGCUAUAAAUCACAGAUCUUAAAUGUGUAUGACAGAUAUGAAACACUGGGCUGUCAAUCAAAGUUCUUAAAUGUGUGUGACAGGACACACUGAGCUUAUUUGUAAAGAAGUUAAAAUGUUAUAUCAAUAGUUAAUAUGCGUUUUAUACUGUAAGCAUCUUAAAACUUAUAAAAAGGAAAUAUAUUUGAUUUCAUGAAAUAGUGGUGUGUUAAAAUAAGUUCCCAUCACUUUCUCUGUCUCCUUACUGCAAUGCAAGGUCACUGAGUGCUCUGUCUAAUCCAUGCCUCCAUACUGAUUUGGCUAGGAUAGGCUGAGACACAAGUCCUGACAGAAGAGACUUUCUGUGGCCACAGCAAAUCUGCACUGACAGCCUCCAGAGCCAAGGCUCUCUACUUGGUUCCUCCAGAGGACAAGACGCCUGGACAGCAGUCAGGACCGGGUGCGUCAGUCAGAAAUGGCACGUUUACAGGGAAACAGUAUUAGUGAAUAGAGUAUCUCAGUAUUGAGUGUUCUUCCACAAACUGUUAUUAUUCCUUCUCCGGGCUCUGGGUUGAAGGAUGUAAUCUGCAGCCUGUACAUGAUGUGGUACAGCAAGAGACACCUGGCAUAGGAGGUGUCAGGUCCUUCAACAAGUUCAAAGGGACAGUAAGUAUUUAGAAAUGCAAACUUUAAAAUGUACAUUCAUCUGACAUAAACCAAUAAUUUGAAAAAUACACUUUAUAUAAUGAAAGAAGUGUACUGACAUGUUUACAUUUUAUGUUAAUGAUAAUUAAACACAAUUAUAACAGUUAAUUUGUUAAAAUUGGACAUUAAGAUGAUUGAGGGUAUACAUUUAAAUGUCCUAUAUAAAGGGAAGCCUUCGUUAUAAAGAUGUUAAAUGGCAACUACCUGCUUAGAUGGCAGUCUGCUGAGGAAAGGUCUGUGUAUUUUGAUUUUUGUGUUUGUUGUUGGUAUUGUUUUUAACUGUAUAUACCCUCUGAUAA